Molecule: messenger RNA, 265 nt
Organism: Symbiodinium sp. CCMP2456
Lineage: Eukaryota; Dinophyceae; Suessiales; Symbiodiniaceae
Source: the annotation of a GenBank genome assembly
GAUCGUCAAGGCUGUGGUCUCCUCGGCAGAUGCGGAGGUCCGCAUUGGGCAGGAGCCACUGACCUUGGACGGCCUUGGGGAAGAUCGCUUCUUCAGCGCAGGAGCUCUUCGUAGCUUCAGCGUCCGCGCUGCGCGCCUGGCGACUGUGUCGGUCAGCUGUCCACUACUCAAGCUGCACGUGGUGCUCACGACGCACAGCUCUGCGCAGUCGUGUCCCAGCGCUGGGGCAACCUCCUUGCAGGAGUUCGCGUCGCAUUUGGCGGAG